UUGGGCCUUGGCGAGGCCCAAAUCAUAAGUCCUGGCCCAACAACAAAACAAAGAAAAUUAGUUGGUUAGUGGUUCUUCUAAGUUACUAGCCUUGUAUCUCUUUUAUGAAAUGAAACUUGGGUUUCUACUAAUAAGACAGUAUGUUAUUAGCAGAAGAAGCAAAUUUGCAGUGCAAUUCCAUGAAUAUCAUCACUCAGCAGAUCAGCUGAAUUCCGUCAUCAACAAUGCUUCCCAAUUCAAGAACCUCAAACACGCCACGCAAAUCCACACCCAAAUCAUCACAGCCAACUACGCCUCCCACCCUAUACUCUUCAACAACCUCCUCCUCCUGUACGCCAAAUGCGGUUCCAUCCACCACUCCCUCCUCUUCUUUACCUCAACCCCACGCGCCUCCAUCAACGUCGUCACUUUCACCACCCUCAUCACCUACCUCUCGCGUUUUAACAACCCAUUCCUUGCCAUCUCGUACUUCAACCGCAUGAGAUGCACCGGCAUUUAUCCCAACAAUUACACAUUCUCUGCCGUCUUGCCCGCUUGCGCCCACACAAACCUUGUUACCCACGGUCAACAACUGCAUGCUUUGGUUUAUAAACAUGGAUUUGACACUGAUACCUUUGUGGCUAGUGCCUUGCUUGACAUGUACGCUAAGUGUGGCUCUAUGUCUUUGGCACAGAAGGUGUUCGAUGAAAUGCCCCAUAGAAACCUUGUCUCUUGGAACUCUUUGAUUGUUGGGUUUUUGAAAAAUAACUUGUAUCAUCGUGCUAUUGGGAUUUUCAGGGAGGUUGUCCGCCAGGCCUCGCUUCCUCCUGAUCAGGUUAGCUUUUCGGGUGUGUUUGCUGCUUGUGCUGCUGUGGUUGACAUGGAUUUCGGCAAGCAGGUGCAUGGGAAUGGUUUGAAGCGUGGUUUACUUGUAUUGGUUUAUGUGAAGAACUCGUUGGUGGACAUGUACAGUAAAUGCAGGUUGUUUGAUGAUGCGGCCAAGUUGUUCCAUGCUGAUGGAGAGAAAGAUGUUGUUACCUGGAAUGUAAUGAUCAUGGGAUGUGUACACAGUGAACACUUUGAGGAAGCUUGCAGCUAUUUCAGGGCCAUGAAGAGGGAAGGCUUCUUGCCAGAUGAAGCUUCGUAUUCCUCUGUUCUUCAUGCUUGUGCUAGCAUUGCUGCUUUAACUCAAGGAACCUUGAUCCACAACCAGAUAUUAAAGCUUGGACAUGUAAAAAAUGCAUGUGUAUCGAGCUCACUGGUAAUGAUGUAUGGCAAAUGUGGGAACUUGUUUGAUGCUUAUCGGGUAUUUGAAGAAACUGAGCAUCGCAAUGUGGUUUGUUGGACAGCUAUGAUAGCGGUUUGCCACCAACAUGGCUGCGCAAAUGAAGCAAUUGGGUUAUUUGAGGACAUGCUCAAAGAGGGAAUUGUGCCUGAGCACAUCACUUUUGUUUCUGUGCUGUCAGCUUGCAGCCAUACUGGACAGGUUGAAGAUGGAUUUAGGUACUUCAAUUCCAUGAAUAACAUCCAUAAUAUAGAACCUGGGCUUGAACAUUAUGCUUGCAUGGUUGAUCUGCUUGGUCGUGUUGGGCGGUUGGAUGAAGCAUGGAAGUUCAUUGAAUCAAUGCCAAUCAAGCCUGACUCAUCAACUUGGGGGGCUUUGCUUGGAGCAUGCGGAAAGUACGGCAAUCUUGAAAUGGGCAGGGAGGUUGCGGACAAGCUAUUCGAGUUGGAACCAGAUAAUCCAGGAAACUAUGUGCUUCUUUCUAAUAUCUAUUCACGACAUGGGAUGUUGGAAAAAGCUAAUGAGGUCAGGCAAUUGAUGGGGAUCAAGGGGGUAAGGAAAGAGAUUGGAUGUAGCUGGAUUGAUGUUAAGAACAAGACCUUUAUAUUCACUGUGAAUGAUAGGUCACAUUCAAGGACCGAUGAGAUCUAUGAAAUGUUACAGAAGCUAAAGGAAUUGGUAAAGAAGAGAGGAUAUGCUGCUGAGACACAGUUUGCAACCAACAGUGCAGAAGGGUCUGAAGAGCAGAGUUUGUGGUAUCACAGUGAGAAAUUAGCUCUUGCAUUUGGUCUUCUGGUCCUCCCAGCUGGAUCUCCUGUAAGGAUAAAGAAGAAUUUGAGGACUUGUGGUGAUUGUCAUACUGUUAUGAAGUUUGCUUCGGAGAUUUUUCAGAGAGAGAUUAUCGUAAGAGAUAUCAAUAGGUUUCAUCGAUUCACUAAUGGCUUGUGCUCGUGUAGAGAUUAUUGGUGACUGAAAGUUGAAACAUAUGUUAACCAUAUGAACAGAACUGCUUAAUUCAGGGGGAUUCUAGUGUGCUCCGUUUUCACUUAGUUUCAAGAAUAAUACUGAAGUUAUAAUGAUUUCUUUGAUGUUUUAAGUUCUUCGCAUGUCGUUGACAAGUGGCACCGGGAACCAACAGUCAUCCUUUUCUGACAGAGAUGCAUGGCCAAUCUUUUUCAUGUCUUAAUUCAAAUGUUUAUAAUUGAUUCAGGAUUUAUAGUUGAAGGGUUAUUGUUUCAAGGGCAUCUGCAAAGAAAUGACAAUCAAAUAUGGAAGUGUCGAAAACAUCAGAAACCAUUCACACGUACAAUGAUACGAACUACAUGCAUAACCAUUGACAAUUAGUAGAAUGCAAUUUUCGCAACCAAACGCUGGAGUUCCCUGUCCACUCCCAAAGAAGGAAGAACAACGUGCUUGAUUUAAGAGUCUGGUUCUUGGAGAAUAUGAAAUUUUCUUAACCAAAGAUGUACUGGUUAGUGCUAGGCACGCCUUGUAAAGAUCUUCCAUUGGAUCAAAUUAGGAGUCUUGCAACCUAUGGAGAGCCUUAUAUUUUCUAAGUAACAAAUUAAAAACAGCUGG
Arachis duranensis is the source of this 2842-nucleotide messenger RNA. RefSeq names its product putative pentatricopeptide repeat-containing protein At5g52630. NCBI's taxonomy places the organism in Eukaryota, Viridiplantae, Streptophyta, Magnoliopsida, Fabales, Fabaceae. The transcript has 2 exons. The record is from RefSeq and is a predicted model, not a curated record. The coding region runs from base 110 to 2233 and encodes 707 amino acids. Gene Ontology annotation, molecular function: RNA binding; protein binding; zinc ion binding. Gene Ontology annotation, biological process: RNA modification.